AUGAAAUUUGCCAAAGAGCUGGAGCAGGACCUUGUCCCAGAAUGGCGCAUCAAAUACCUCGACUACAAGGCUGGAAAGAAACAUGUCAAGGCCGCCGCUCGAGCACAAACGCGCAUGAAUGCGACCCCCAAAACUCCCGCACAACCCAACCUCGGCCCUCGAAACCACAGCUUGUACGGAGCAACGUCCCCAGUCGCAGCUCGCAAUAGACCUUCUCCUGCAUCAGCACGAUCUGAUGGCGCGAACGAUGGACCUACUGAGUCACUGCGCACUUCUCCUGCCCCUCUUGCGGCCGACUCAAGACAGCAGUCCGAUAGUUCAGAUGAAGGUCCAUACGCUGGCCCCAAGAAGACCCCUCCUAUGCCAAUACCUGCACAUAACGAUGGCAAUGUCGACGAUGGUAACUACGGAAGCUUUGUGCCAACGCCUCCCGCAAGACCGAAACACAAUUUCGAACUUCCCGACCCUGCACUGGAACCCGCUCCUGGCCGCGAACAUACGGGAUCGUUCUCGCCAAAGGGUGUCCUGAGUCGAAAUCCCUCUGGGAGAGCUGCUUCCGUUGCUAUUCCAGACAAUGCAUACGAGGUUGGACGGACUAUGACACCGCCACAUAAGAACGCCUUUGCAAGUCUAAAGAGCCGCAUACCGCCAAGUGGGAGUGUACGGCCAUUUAUGCGUCGAGUCUUUUCGGUGGGAACGCCAUUGGAGCCCGCACAGAGUCGGAAACUGGACGUGGAUAUGAUUGCAGUGGAUCAGGUCAAGAAGCGACAGAAGGACUUCUUCAAGUUCAUGGACAAGGAAUUGGAGAAGGUUGAAACAUUCUACAGAGCGAAGGAAGAUGAAGCGGGUGCCAGAUUGAAGGUCUUGAGAGAACAACUACACGAGAUGCGAAAUCGAAGAAUUGAGGAGGUUGCUGCAGCACAGCAUGCUAAAGAAGUUCGACGGAGAGAGGAGAACAAGAUCUUUGACUUUCAAGGUGGACGAUUGAGUGGAGUGUCGAAGAAGGACGAUGAUUACCGCCCAACAUCUCGCGACAAGCUUAAUACCUGGUUUGACCCAUUUGAGAAGGCUUUUGGAAAUGCAAAAGCCAAAGUCACUGGUCCUCGUCCGGGAGGAAAUUCCAGAGCCUUGCAGAAUAUGGCUGGGUCACCAGAACUUCGAUCGAGAGCCCAAUUCGACCAAAAUCGUCAAGCAGAUGAGGGUAAAGAUUAUGUCAGACGGCCCCAUUACCACGACGAUGUCCCAUACCGAACUGCUAAACGGAAGUUGAAGCUUGCUCUUCAGGAAUUCUAUCGAGGUAUGGAACUGCUCAAGUCCUAUGCUUUGCUCAACCGCACUGCUUUCCGCAAAAUCAACAAGAAGUAUGAUAAGGCUGUCGAUGCUCAUCCACCGUUGCGGUACAUGUCUGAAAAGGUCAACAAGGCUUGGUUUGUCAACAGCGAUGUGCUCGACUCACAUCUCCAUGCUGUGGAGGAUCUGUACGCUCGAUAUUUCGAGAGAGGCAACCACAAGAUCGCCACUGGCAAGCUGAGAAGCUCGAACGGUCGACGGAAGGACCAAUCAGCAAGUGCUUUCCGCAAUGGUAUGCUCAUUGGAAUCGGUGCAGUGUUCUCGAUCCAGGGGACAAUCUAUGGGUCAGAUCUACUCUAUGAUUCGGACCCUGUCAUCCGGACUCAAACAUCUUAUCUAUUGCAAAUAUACGGAGGAUAUUUCCUGGCACUGUAUCUGUUCUCAUGGUUCUGUCUAGACUGCAGUAUCUGGACCCGAAACAAGAUCAAUUACCAAUUCGUCUUCGAAUUUGAUCCUCGGCAUCAUCUGGACUGGCAACAGCUGUCUGAAUUUCCUUCAUUACUGAUUCUCAUAUGGGGACUAUUUGUUUGGCUUAAUUUCUCUAGGUAUGGUGCACCUGAGAUGUAUAUAUACUACCCUGUGCUUUUGAUCUUCGUCACUGUGGUUUUGAUUUUCUUUCCUGGACCCUACAUAUACCAUCGGAGCCGAAGAUGGUUUGUUUAUUCGCAUUGGCGUUUGCUUCUCGCUGGAUUAUACCCUGUGGAGUUUCGGGAUUUCUUUCUGGGAGAUAUGUACUGCUCCUUGACAUACUUGAUGAGUAACAUAGAACUCUUUUUCUGCCUCUACGCAAAUUACUGGAACAACCCAUCACAGUGUAACUCGACACGCUCCCGACUUCUAGGUUUCUUCUCUACACUUCCUGGAAUCUGGCGAGCCUUGCAAUGUCUUCGACGUUAUUACGAUACGCGGAAUGUCUUUCCACACCUUGUCAAUUGUGGCAAAUAUGGCAUGACCAUAUUGUACUACGUUGCUUUGAGCGUUUAUCGUAUUGAUCGUGGAAAGGGACAUCUUGCGGUGUUCAUAACUUUUGCAACGAUCAAUGCUAUUUACUGCUCUAUCUGGGAUCUCCUGAUGGAUUGGUCUCUCCUCCAACCCCACGCAUCCAAGAAAUUCCUCCGCGACGUCCGCGGAUACAAGAAUCCAAACUACUACUACGCAGCCAUGAUCCUCGAUCCAAUCUUCCGAUUCAACUGGAUCUUCUACGCAAUCUACACCCACAACCUCCAACACAGCACACUCGUCUCCUUCCUCGUCGCCUUCUCGGAAGUCACCAGACGAGGAGUCUGGGUCCUCUUCCGCGUCGAAAACGAACACUGCUCCAACGUCGCCCGCAACAAAGCUUCUCGAGACGUACCCCUCCCAUACUCCAUCGCCUCCGACUCAGAAGAAGAAGGCGCCAUAUCGCAAGAACCCAUCUCAGCUGAAACACCACCUUCACAAGGAGGCUCACCUAUGCUCUCCCGCCAUCGCAGCCGCAUCGGCACUGCGCUCGAAGCACAAGAGAGCAACACCUCGUCUAUGCGUCGUCGUGGCAUGACGCGCACUUUCACCAGAAUUGUGGCAGAUGCGCAUACGCAGGAUUUCGAGAAGAAGCGGAAGCCGGGUGCGGGGGAUAGUGAUAAUGUUAAUAAUCGAAAGAGGGAUGGUGAGGAUCGGGAUGGGGAGGAGCAGGUGGGGAGUAGUGAUGAUGACGAUGAUGAUGAUGAUGAUGAUACGCAGGAUGUGCUUGAUGCUGAGGCGUUGUUGAGGGAGAGGAGGAGGAGGAGUGGGCAGGUUGGUGAGGGGUCUGGAUAG
Cadophora gregata is the source of this 3144-nucleotide messenger RNA. RefSeq lists its product as uncharacterized. Bases 1 to 3144 code for a protein of 1047 amino acids. Gene Ontology annotation, biological process: phosphate ion transport; cellular response to phosphate starvation. Gene Ontology annotation, molecular function: inositol hexakisphosphate binding. Gene Ontology annotation, cellular component: Golgi apparatus; plasma membrane; cytoplasm. The transcript has 5 exons. Lineage: Eukaryota; Fungi; Ascomycota; Leotiomycetes; Helotiales; Ploettnerulaceae. The record is from RefSeq and is a predicted model, not a curated record.